Molecule: messenger RNA, 1385 nt
Organism: Periconia digitata
Lineage: Eukaryota; Fungi; Ascomycota; Dothideomycetes; Pleosporales; Periconiaceae
Source: the annotation of a GenBank genome assembly
CCAUACCGACACACUCCUGCUGGCCGAACAAUUAGUCGGGAAAGCCCUGGCCGCUCUGCACCAUGUCUAACCAGUCCAUCCUGCGCAUCACUCGAGAACUGGGCGAGAUCCAACGCGGCUCCGACCUCUCACUUGCUGUGGCAUGCCGCGACAUCGACGUGCGACACGUACGAGCCCUCAUCAUCGGCCCGCCCGACACUCCUUACGAAUUUGGCUUCUUCGAAUUCGCCGUCAAGUUCACCCGGGACUACCCUACCAAAGCUCCGUCCGUCACCGCCAUUACCACCAACAGCGGACGCACCCGCUUCAACCCCAACAUCUACGCCGGGGGACGGGUAUGCCUCUCCAUUCUCGGCACGUGGCGUGGCGAGCGCGGCGAGGAGUGGUCCUCUGCUCAAGGCUUGGAGUCCAUCUUGAUCUCCAUCCAGAGCCUCAUGUCGGGGAAUCCAUACGAGAACGAGCCCGGCUUCGAGGACGCCAAGUCCGACUACGACAAGAAGAACCAGCAGCUGUACGUGGAAAAAAUUCGCCAUGAGACCCUGCGCAUUUCUGUCAUCGAGAGACUGGAAGACUACCUAGGCAUUGAGCGAAACAAGGUGGCAGGCGUUACUGCCUACAACGCAGAGGAAGAAUACCAGUCUGGUGCCGUUGAAUCUCCGUUUGAGCCAUUCAAGGACCUCUGCAAGCGACGAUUCCUCUGGUACUACACUUCCUAUAUGGCGAGCAUCGACACGGAAAUGGCGAAGCACAAGACUUCCGCUCGUUUCGAGAAGAUGCCAUUUGAAGGCCCAGGAAAUGCUAUGGAGGGCGUCUUCGAUUAUCCUUCCCUCAAAGCGCGCAUGGAAGUCAUCUUCGACAAACUCAACCAAGAGGCUCUUGGCUGGGCUACAGAGGGUUUGGCUGCGGUGAAAAAGGAGAGUGGCAUUGCCAGUAAUUUGCAGCGUCAAUUCGAGCAGAUUAUCGAAAACUACAGGAAAAAUCAUGAUGCCGUGGCCCUUGACUUGGAGCUGGUCGAUAAGAACCCAUUCGUAUGGAGGUUGGUUCUCUUCGGCAGGCCGAUGACCAACCUUGAUGGCGGAAUGUUCGGCAUCCUCAUACACUUGAGCCCUAAAUUCCCAGACGUCUUGCCCCGUGUCAAGCUCGAGGUGCCAUUGUUUCAUCACCGAGUGUCUCCUGCUGGCGUAUUGUGCUAUGACGCGAGCCGGAAGGACGAUAUGCGAUCGCAUAUAGAAGCCAUCAUCGAAGCAAUGGAGGAUGAAUCGCCUGCGUACGAUCCUCGAACCCUCGUGAACCCAGAAGCUGCUAAGCUAUUCUGGGGCACUGCGGAUGAUAAGAAGAUCUACAACCGCCGACUGAGGAGGUCGGUUCAGGACAGCAUCGAGUGA